AUCUCAAAUCUACUCACCAACCCCACCACACUAUCCCCUAAAAAAAAAAAAAAAAAAAAAAUUUAAAACCCAACCAACUCUCAUAUAUACCAAAGCCCAACCAAAGUUUCAUACAAAAACUCUCUCCAUCUUUCUCUCUAUUCCAUUAUGGCUCUCCUUCUAAUCAUUCCCAUCGCAAUCGCCCUCCUCCUUCUCUCAUACAAGCUCUACCAACGGCUGAGAUUCAAGCUCCCCCCGGGCCCACGCCCUUGGCCGGUAGUCGGAAACCUCUACGACAUUAGGCCAGUGAGGUUCCGUUGCUUUGCGGAAUGGGCCCAGUCCUAUGGGCCAAUCAUAUCGGUGUGGUUUGGGGCCACUCUGAACGUGGUGGUGUCGACGGCGGAGCUGGCGAAGGAAGUGCUGAAGGAGAAUGAUCAGCAUCUGGCCGACCGACACCGGAGCAGAUCGGCGGCGAGGGUCAGCAGAGACGGGAAGGACCUGAUUUGGGCCGAUUAUGGACCUCAUUACGUGAAGGUGAGAAAGCUUUGUACUCUUGAGCUCUUCACGCCUAAGAGGCUUGAGGCAAUGAGACACAUCAGAGAGGAAGAGGUUAGGGCCAUGGUUGAGUCCAUUUUCAAGGACUGCGCCAAUCCCGAAAAAUAUGGCAAAAGUUUGCGGGUGAGGAAUUUCCUAGAGGCGGUGGCCUUCAACAACAUAACAAGGCUGGUGUUUGGGAAGCGGUUUAUGAACUCCGAGGGGGUGGUAAAUAAGCAAGGGAAGGAAUUCAAGGGAAUUGUCUCGAACGGGAUUAAGAUCGGCGCGUCGCUUAACAUGGCGGAGCACAUCCCUUGGCUGCGUUGGAUGUUCCCACUAGAGGAGGAGGCAUUCAUCAAGCAUGGAGAUCGCAGGGACAGACUCACCAAGAUCAUCAUGGAAGAGCACACUCAAGCUCGCAAGCAGGGUGGUGGUACCAAACAACAUUUUGUCGACGCUUUGCUCACUUUGCAGGACAAGUAUGACAUUAGUGACGACACCAUUAUCGGACUCCUUUGGGACAUGAUCACUGCGGGCAUGGACACUACGGCUAUAUCCGUUGAGUGGGGUAUGGCUGAGCUAAUCAGGAACCCGAGAGUGCAGCAAAAGGCCCAAGAAGAGCUAGACCGGGUUAUCGGGUUGGAGCGGGUCCUUAAUGAAACUGACUUCUCAAACCUGCCUUACUUACAAUGUGUAGCCAAGGAAGCAUUGCGAUUGCACCCUCCAACACCAUUGAUGCUUCCCCACCGAGCCACCGCAGAUGUCAAGAUCGGCGGCUACGACAUCCCUAAGGGCUCGAUCGUUCACGUUAACGUCUGGGCCGUAGCCCGUGACCCAGCUGUUUGGAAAGACCCGAAUGAGUUCCGCCCUGAAAGGUUCCUAGAGGAGGAUGUUGACAUGAAGGGCCAUGAUUAUAGGCUUUUGCCUUUUGGGGCGGGUCGUCGGGUAUGCCCCGGAGCUCAACUAGGUAUAAAUUUGGUUACGUCCAUGUUGGGCCACCUAUUGCAUCACUUCCGUUGGAGUCCACCUGAAGGAAUGAAGCCAGAGGACACUGACUUGGCAGAAAGCCCAGGGAUGGUCACUUACAUGCGCACCCCAUUACAAGCUAUUGCCACUCCAAGGCUACCUUCCCACUUGUAUAAACGCGAGGUUGUGGAUGAGUAAUUUUCAGUAUUGUGUUAUUGGUACCCUUCUCUAUUUUUCUUUAGGAUUUGGAUUAUGUGUUAAAAGAGUGGUCAAAAUUGUGGCUCUUUUGAACUUUUACAAGAGGAGUCGUUGUUAUUAUUAUUAUUAUUAUUGUUGUUGUUGUUGUUGUUCCACGGGUUUUAACACUUUUUGGCGAAAUGAUCCUAAUAUAGAAAGAUUAUCAGUACAAAUUGGUAAUCGUUGGACCCGUAAA
Morus notabilis is the source of this 1912-nucleotide messenger RNA. Its product is annotated as cytochrome P450 98A2. The coding region runs from base 148 to 1677 and encodes 509 amino acids. The record is from RefSeq and is a predicted model, not a curated record. The transcript has 3 exons. Gene Ontology annotation, molecular function: monooxygenase activity; heme binding; iron ion binding. Lineage: Eukaryota; Viridiplantae; Streptophyta; Magnoliopsida; Rosales; Moraceae.